AUGGAGCAGAGGCGGCAGGUUUUCUCAGUGGACCUUCUAGAGAGGUACGCCGCGAAGGGUCGGGGAGAGAUCACAUGUAUGGCCGCUGGGAAUGAUGUGAUUGUGUUAGGUACAAGCAAAGGCUGGGUCAUUCGACACGAUUUUGGCGUUGGCGAUUCUUUUGAUAUUGAUCUCUCUGCGGGUCGACCUGGGGAGCAGUCCAUCCACACAGUUUUUGUGGACCCAGGAGGUAGCCAUUGCAUCGCUGUAGUAGUUGGCAAUGGAACCUCUGACACGUUUUACACGCAUGCAAAGUGGACCAAGCCUCGUGUCUUGAGCAAAUUGAAAGGCCUUGUAGUGAAUGCUGUUGCCUGGAAUAGGCAACAUAUAACAGAAGCUUCCACAAGGGAAGUCAUUCUUGGUACUGACAAUGGCCAACUUCAUGAAAUUGCUGUCGACGAGAAGGACAAGAAGGAAAAAUACAUUAAAUUUUUAUUUGAACUCAGUGAACUUCCUGAAGCUUUUAUGGGUUUGCAGUCUGUUUUUGCUAGUUAUGUGGACCGUGCAGUUCAUUUUAUGGAACUUCCUGGUGAAAUUCCCAACAGUGAACUGCAUUUCUUUAUACAGCAAAGAAGAGCAAUACAUUUUGCAUGGCUUUCUGGGGCAGGAAUCUAUCAUGGUGGUCUUAAUUUUGGAGCACAACGCAGUUCACCUAAUGGGGAUGAAAACUUUGUGGAGAACAAGGCUCUCUUGGACUAUUCAAAACUAGGCGAAGGAGCUUCUGUUAAACCGAGUUCCCUGGCAGUAUCUGAGUUUCAUUUUCUUCUUCUUGUCAGAAACAAGGUUAAGGUUGUGAAUAGGAUAAGUGAGCAGAUAGUUGAGGAACUUUAUUUUGAUCAAACACCUGAUGCCGCUUCAAGAGGCGUUAUAGGUUUGUGUAGUGAUGCAUCUGCUGGGCUUUUCUAUGCAUAUGACCAAAGUUCCAUCUUCCAGGUGUCAGUGAAUGAUGAAGGCCGAGAUAUGUGGAAAGUCUAUUUGGACUUAAAAGAAUAUGCUGCAGCUUUAGCAAACUGUCGUGACGCCCUCCAAAGAGACCAAGUUUAUCUAGUGCAGGCUGAAGAUGCUUUUAAUACAAAGGAUUUUCUCAGAGCAGCUUCCUUUUAUGCAAAGAUUAACUAUGUAUUAUCAUUCGAAGAGAUCACUUUGAAGUUUAUUAGCAUAGGUGAACAGGAUGCUUUAAGAACCUUCUUGUUACGGAAGCUUGAUAAUCUUGCGAAGGAUGACAAAUGCCAGAUCACAAUGAUUUCCACUUGGGCAACUGAGUUAUACUUGGAUAAGAUGAAUCGGCUACUUUUGGAAGACGAUACUGCAUCUGAGAAUAGUAGUUCAGAGUACCAAUCAAUCAUUAGGGAGUUCCGCGCCUUUUUGAGUGACAGCAAGGAUGUAUUGGAUGAGGCAACCACCAUUAAGCUGCUAGAAAGCUAUGGUAGGGUUGAUGAAUUGGUAUUCUUUGCUAGUCUUAAGGAGCAACAUGAGAUUGUGGUCCAUCAUUAUAUUCAGCUGGGAGAAGCAAAGAAAGCACUGCAAGUUCUUCAGAAACUUAAUGUUCCCAUAGACCUUCAGUACAAGUUUGCCCCAGACCUUAUCAUGCUUGAUGCAUAUGAAACUGUUGAAUCAUGGAUGAUCAGGAAAGACCUGAAUCCAAGGAAGCUCAUUCCUGCAAUGAUGCGUUAUUCAAGUGAAUCGCAUUCAAAGAAUGAAACUCAUGAAGUAAUAAAAUAUCUGGAGUAUUGUGUUCAUCGUUUACAGAAUGAGGAUCCUAGUGUUCACAAUUUGUUGCUCUCGUUGUAUGCCAAGCAGGAGGAUGAGAGCGCUCUUCUGCGUUUUCUGCAAUGCAAGUUUGGAAAAGGGCGGCCCAAUGGUCCUGAAUUCUUCUACGAUCCAAAAUAUGCCUUGCGCCUUUGUCUCAAGGAAAAACGGAUGCGUGCCUGUGUCCAUAUAUACAGCAUGAUGUCUAUGCAUGAAGAAGCAGUUGCCCUUGCUUUGCAGGUCGAUCCAGAGCUUGCUAUGGCUGAAGCUGAUAAGGUUGAAGAUGAUGAAGAUUUGCGGAAGAAACUUUGGCUCAUGGUUGCCAAGCAUGUCAUUGAACAGGAGAAGGGAACGAAAAGGGAGAACAUCCGAAAGGCAAUAGCAUUUCUCAAGGAAACUGAUGGACUCUUAAAGAUUGAAGAUAUCUUACCCUUUUUCCCAGAUUUUGCCUUGAUUGAUGAUUUCAAGGAGGCAAUCUGCUCAUCAUUGGAGGAUUACAAUGAUCAAAUUGAGAAACUUAAAGAGAAGAUGAAUGAUGCUACCCGUGGUGCAGACAACAUUAGGAAUGAUAUCAGUGCACUUGCACAACGAUAUGCUAUCAUUGAUUGCGGCGAGGAAUGCGGGGUUUGUCAGAAGAAAAUAUUAAAUAUGGCUGGCAACUACCCGAUGAUGGGGGUUUACACAUCAGUUGGAUCAAUGGCUCCUUUCUAUGUUUUUCCAUGUGGACAUUCCUUCCAUGCUCAGUGCCUGAUUGCCCAUGUCACUAGGUGCACUACUGAAGCUCAAGCUGAAUAUAUAUUGGAUCUCCAAAAGCAGCUGACUCUUUUAGGUAAUGAAUCGAGGAAGGAAAUGAACGGUAGUUUAUCUGAAGACAAACCAAUUACGAGCAUGACUGCUGGAGAUAAGAUCCGAUCACAGUUGGAUGAUGCCAUAGCCAGUGAAUGCCCAUUUUGUGGUGACUUGAUGAUCCGUGAGAUAUCGCUGCCUUUCGUUCUUCCAGAAGAAACAGAUGAGGUUGCAUCUUGGGAGAUAAAACCAACUAACCUUGGAAAUCAAAAGAGCAUAUCUCUAACUUUAUAA
Fraxinus pennsylvanica is the source of this 2868-nucleotide messenger RNA. The record is from the annotation of a GenBank genome assembly. Lineage: Eukaryota; Viridiplantae; Streptophyta; Magnoliopsida; Lamiales; Oleaceae.